Poeciliopsis prolifica (blackstripe livebearer) is the source of this 782-nucleotide messenger RNA. It is a transcript of the gene tmem174, whose product is annotated as transmembrane protein 174. The coding region runs from base 45 to 731 and encodes 228 amino acids. The record is from RefSeq and is a predicted model, not a curated record. The transcript is spliced from 2 exons. NCBI's taxonomy places the organism in Eukaryota, Metazoa, Chordata, Actinopteri, Cyprinodontiformes, Poeciliidae.
UUAGCUGAUGCACCGAGGAGGACUGUUGAGAUUACUGGACUAAAAUGUUGGGGCGUGUGGAAACCAGCGGUCCAGUUUCACGUCCACAUCUACCAGCUGGUUUGAUGGAAGGUGAGAAAACCAGAGCUUCCCUGUUGCUGUCCGGAGUCUUUGUGGCGAUGGUGGGUGUCACCUUCACAUCCAUGGGCUGGCAGCACUACCAAACCCUUCUCAGCUUCCAGUGGACCCAACUUCUGGGCCCCUUCCUGAUCUCAGUCGGGGGUACCUUCAUGCUCACCAGCGUCUGCAGGUUUAGUUGGGUGUCCUGCUGGACUCGCAGGCAACAGGAGGAAGAGAUAUAUGUUGUUCCUGUGCGGGAACAAAACUCCAGAGGUCACCUGGUUGUGGUUCAUCCCAUAAAUCAGCCGGUGAUGUUCCAGGGCGCCGCGACGAUGCUGUGUAUCCCACCAGCUUACGACCUCGUGACCCAGGAGGCACGACCACAAGACGAUCCCCGGCCCGGUAGCUCUGUGAGGGGCGGCAGCUCAGACCUUCUGCCUUCGUACGAAUCUCUGUACUGCUUGGACAACGCAGCGUUUGCGGCAGUAGACCGUACACCGCACAGCGCAGAGGCAGGUCACAGAAGCAGAGCACUGAAGACGGAAAGCGAAGGGGACGGGUCCACCUGUUCCGGACAACCACCUGCGUACGAAGACGUUCACCCUUCGCCUCCCAAACACGAGUCGGCUUAAAUGUCGGAGCAUCCGGUGGGCGACGUCAACGCUUACGCUGACGACGUUGUU